Molecule: messenger RNA, 1450 nt
Organism: Nematolebias whitei (Rio pearlfish)
Lineage: Eukaryota; Metazoa; Chordata; Actinopteri; Cyprinodontiformes; Rivulidae
Gene: cers3b
Product: ceramide synthase 3b
Exons: 13
Coding region: 149-1270 (373 amino acids)
Biological process (GO): ceramide biosynthetic process
Cellular component (GO): membrane
Molecular function (GO): sphingosine N-acyltransferase activity; DNA binding
Source: RefSeq, a predicted model, not a curated record
GAUCCGAGACUUUCUAACCAGUGGGCUGUAUGAGUAACAAAUGUGCUGUCCUUGGGCAAAUACCAGGAAAACAACAAAUAUCUGCACGGGGCGCACCAAGGCUUCUUUCUCCUUUGUUGGAACUUAAGACAACACUGCCUGAAGUGCCAUGUUGCAGACAGUCGGCGAGUGGCUGUGGUGGGAAAGUUUGUGGCUGCCUGAAGGCAUCUCCUGGUCAGACCUAGAGGACAACGAUGGCCGUGUCUAUGCUCAAGCCUCCCAACUGUACGCUGCUCUGCCCUGCGCCCUCUGCCUGCUUCUGGUCAGAUACCUGUUUGAGAGGUACUUGGCCAUGCCCCUGGCUAAUGCCUGGGGGAUCAAGGACAAAGUACGUUUCACGGCAGAACAAAACCCCGUCCUAGAGAAGUUCUUCUGCAGCCAUACACGAAAUCCAUCACAGAUGGAUGUUCGCGCUCUGUGUAAGAAGACCAACUGGCCUCAGAGGAGAGUCGAAGUGUGGUUCAGGAGGAGAAGGAACCAAGAUCGACCAGGGCUGCAGAAGAGGUUCUGUGAGGCCAGCUGGAGAGGCUUUUUUUAUCUCUUUGCAUUUCUUGGAGGAAUCUGGGCCCUUUAUGAUAAACCUUGGCUUUAUAAUCUAAAGGAGGUUUGGGCAGGAUUUCCAAAACAGUCUAUGCUGCCAUCGCAGUACUGGUAUUACCUCUUAGAAACGGGCUUCUACCUUUCCCUGCUCUUCAGCCUCACAUUUGAUGUCAAACGCAAAGACUUUAAAGAGCAGGUGAUUCAUCAUAUAGCUACGCUGACUCUGCUGAGCUUCUCCUGGAUUUCCAACUUUAUUCGUAUUGGAACCCUCGUGAUUAUAGUCCACGACUCUACCGAUGUACUGCUGGAGUGUGCAAAGGUUUUUAACUACGCCAAGUGGCAUCAGACUGCUAAUGCCAUUUUUGUGGUAUUUUCAGUUCUAUUUAUGGGUACAAGACUUGUUUUUUUUCCAUUCUGGCUUAUUCACUGUACGUGGGUGUACCCAGUCGAGGAAUUUCCGCCCUUCUUUGGCUACUAUUUCUUCAACGUCAUGUUGUUGGUUCUACAGAUUCUCCACAUCUACUGGGCUUUUUUAAUAUCACGGAUGGUUUAUAAGUUCCUCUUCAGCCAGCUUGAAGGCGAUCUCCGGAGUGACGAAGAGGAGGAUGACAGUGACCCACCAAAAGAACAAAACCACAAACUGAGUCAUAUGAAUGGCUUUGAUGCCAAAGGCCGAGCCAAUGGUCACUGAUGCAUACAGAUGGAAACAGACAAAAAAACAGUCAGCGGCAGACAGAUGGACAUUACCCAUUUGGAGUGAAGCUGUUAAAAUCUAAUUGUUCAUCAAGUAAAAAAAAAAAAAAAACCUGCGUAUUUUGAAGGAACUGUGAACAAAACUGAACAGUGUGGUUUUAUUCUUAGUCCCAAUUCA